Messenger RNA from Malaya genurostris, 1242 nucleotides. Its product is annotated as odorant receptor 56a-like. Gene Ontology annotation, cellular component: plasma membrane. The coding region runs from base 1 to 1242 and encodes 413 amino acids. The record is from RefSeq and is a predicted model, not a curated record. Lineage: Eukaryota; Metazoa; Arthropoda; Insecta; Diptera; Culicidae. Gene Ontology annotation, molecular function: olfactory receptor activity; odorant binding. Gene Ontology annotation, biological process: sensory perception of smell; detection of chemical stimulus involved in sensory perception of smell. The transcript has 5 exons.
AUGAAAUUAGAAAGUGAAUGGAUUCAAGAGGAUGUUGUUCUCGAAAAUCCACUGUUAAAACUAAGCCUGAGAGGCUUGAAAUAUUACGGAGUUUUGUUGCAUCGAAGUCAACCGUGGAAAAAACUGAACUGCUUUCGAGCUAUAUUUUUUACCAUUUCGAUGUUCGCAUUCAACAUCACUCAAUACGUGGACUUGUUUCAGGUGUGGGGUAAUGUUAGUGAAAUGACAGCCAAUGCAUCGACUACACUUUUGUUUACUACCACCGUUGUACGCGUUUUGCAUUUAUAUUGGAACCGUGCAAGAUUCAACGCAAUAAUUCAGAAAGCAGAUCAAGUGAUUCGUCAUAUUUUGCACCAAGGAACCGAAGAAGAAAGGCAGAUUCUCAACGAAAAUGUCGUGUACAUGAGACGUCUGACAGUUGGUUUCUGGAUUUUCGCUAUGAUCACUGCCAACACAAUGUGUGUUUAUUCGUUAAUACAGUAUUAUGGCACACAACCGACGGAGCGGUCAAAGUGGAUGCAUCAUCCACCGACGAUCCUUCGCUCUUGGUAUCCUUCGUCGAAUCUGGUGGAUCACUUCGCGAUAGUAUACGGUAUUCAGCUGUACAUUAUGUGCGUUGGUCAGCUGAUCGUUCCCUGUUGGCACGUGUUUGUGGUUAGCUUGAUGGUGUUCGUGCGAACCGUGCUCAUGAUACUGAACUACAAACUAUCAAACUUAAGGCUCUAUGAAAUAUCCGUGCUAAGGGAUGACUUCCCAGUCUGGGAGUCGAAACGUUGUCAACUGCGCAAGAAACUUUUGAUACAGUGCACUCAGUUGCAAUGUGACAUUUACGAUUUCACUCGUGAGCUGGAGAAUUUAAUCAAAGGUGCUGUGCUAAUGGAUUUCCUAAUCUUCUCUGUACUACUGUGUGCGCUAUUGUUCGAAGCAUCGGUUACUGCCUCGGUUGUUCAAGUAUUUAUUGAUGUUUUAUACAUAACGACAAUGACAGCGAUCCUUUUUCUGUACUACUGGCAUGCCAAUAAAAUUUCCUACCACGCGAACUGUUUGUCGAAAUCGGUUUUCUCCAGCGAUUGGUACAACUAUCCCCGUUCCGUUAAUCGCCACCUGCUGAUGAUGAUCUGCUGUAACAGGAAACAGCUCACUAUGAAGGCAUUCUUUGUCUCGAUGUCGUUGGAUACGUUCAUAGCGAUAUUACGAGCUUCUUACAGCUACUUCACGAUCCUGAAACAAGCCGUCGACUAA